AUGGAGGCCUUUGCUCGUAUUGCUGAUUAUAACACCCUUUGUAGAUUUGCCAUUUUAGGGUUCAUUUUUGCUCUUAAUGGCUGCGUUUAUGCUACUAUUCCUAUUAUUUUUUAUCGUCCUCAAUUUUAUUGUGCCAAGCUAGGAGCUUUCGACUCAAAUAACUAAUAAAUCUAUGAACCUUGUGAUGAAGCUGAUGCUUGUAGCUCUAAUGUGAUGUAUAGAAUUUCUACUGAUUACCCUUAGAUCAACUCCAUUUCAAUGGAAUUCAAUCUAUACUGUGGUAGAAAAUUCAUAGAAACAGCUAUUCUCACAAUGAUGGCUGCUGGUUAGAUUUUCUCUUUUGUCGUUGGUACAGCUAUUUACAUACACCCCAAAAAGCAAUAUAAUUAUUUCAUUUACGGAAAUUUAAUCACUGGAAUAUUUCUUUGCUUAAGCUAUUUCGUUACUAAUCCUUUUUUACUCAUUCCUAUUUUGUUUGUGUGGAACACUUACUAUGGGCUCUACAUGAGUAUCAUUUUUGCUCACCUCAAUUUCUUCUUUAAUGGUGUUUUAAGCAAAUUCGGUCCCUCAAUAUAUAACACUGCAUGGCCUGUAUUCAUGCUUCUAUACUGCCUUUUUACUUAUUAUUUUGGUUUCUGGAGAUAAUCUCUUGUCAUCUUUGCAGGUAUUCCUUACCUUAUUCUCACUGGCCUUCUGAUUUACUUCAAGCCUACUAACUUAAGACCUAUCUCUAGACAAAAUUAAAAUGCUGUUUCUGAUUCGUUUUUGUCCAACCCUCUUGGAAAUUCAAAUUAAUUAGGUUAAUAACAAUAGUAGAAAUAUCAACCACCUGUUUUAAAGCAAUAAUUAUCAGAAUAAGAUGCUAGUAAACAAAACAAAGCUUCUGAGCCACCAAAAUCUAACUUUGCUGCUAAUACUCCUACAAGCAGUACUUAAAUUCAAAAUCCUAGCACUUCUACUCAAAAAAUACCUAGCAGCUAAAACAUUAACGUAAACAACAAUUCGAGUAUUUUAAAGAAAGUUAUCAAGAAAAAUGCUUUAAAUUAACGUUUGCUAGAUACAGAUAAACAUGAACUCACAAUUAAAGCACCUGCAGCUGCAAGUAUUUAACAGAAAAAACUGGAUGAAUCCUUGAAAAUCAUGGAUGAGAGCACUGCUAGUCCCAGUUCUUCAACUAAACGUCCUAAGGCAAAUACUACUGCUUGGGAAGACUUUAAAAACUAGCUCAAGAGCAUACACGAAAAUGAAAAGUAUUUUAAAAAUGUUGUAAUUUUCAUUUUAUGUUGGCUUGGAACAAACAUAGCAUAUUUUGGUUGCUUGCUAGUUAUGGGAGACCUCGGUGGUGACAUUUACACUAAUGUUGCCUUCAGUACUGUUUUUGAAUUCCUAGGUAACUUUUGUGCAACAUUCUUGAUCAUUAAGUUCCCAGAAAGAUAAAUUCUUAGAGUUUCAUUCUUUAUAGUAGGUGUUUCUUAUAUUAGCUGUCUCUUUUUUGACCCCUUAAACUAAGAAGUUGGAAAUGGCUACACAUUAAGCAUCAUAUUAUCCUUAAUCCCUAUUAUUAUAGCAAAAGGAACUCACGAAAUGCUUUGGACAGUCCUCUAAACUUAUCUCAACAUUAUUCUCCCUCCAGAAUUUCACCAAUUCUCAUUUGCUUGUUCCAACUUAGUUAGUGUUAUCGUAAUGGAUCUCCUUCCUCUGUAUAAAUAUCUCAUGGAAAUGCUAAGAUUUAACUAAUUCUUUGGUUACGGUUUAUACUGCAUAUUCACAUAUUACAUUAUUCAAUUCUUUGAAGAUCUUUAUAAAGAAGAUGGAAAACCAAUUUACAGUGAUUAUGUCCACGUUGAAGAUGGCAAAGAAGAUAUCGAAAUGCAACUCUAUAAAGAUUUGUCUUUAGCAACUGAGCUGAUAAAAACAAUUUGA
Molecule: messenger RNA, 1923 nt
Organism: Tetrahymena thermophila SB210
Lineage: Eukaryota; Ciliophora; Oligohymenophorea; Hymenostomatida; Tetrahymenidae
Product: transmembrane protein, putative
Exons: 1
Source: RefSeq, a predicted model, not a curated record